Messenger RNA from Saccharomyces eubayanus, 444 nucleotides. It is a transcript of the gene CMD1, whose product is annotated as calmodulin. NCBI's taxonomy places the organism in Eukaryota, Fungi, Ascomycota, Saccharomycetes, Saccharomycetales, Saccharomycetaceae. The coding region runs from base 1 to 444 and encodes 147 amino acids. Gene Ontology annotation, molecular function: calcium ion binding. The transcript has a single exon. The record is from RefSeq and is a predicted model, not a curated record. Gene Ontology annotation, cellular component: myosin II complex.
AUGUCCUCCAAUCUUACUGAAGAACAAAUUGCCGAAUUCAAAGAAGCUUUCGCCUUAUUCGAUAAAGAUAACAAUGGUUCUAUCUCUUCCAGUGAACUAGCUACUGUGAUGAGAUCAUUGGGUMUUUCGCCCAGUGAAGCCGAAGUCAACGAUUUAAUGAAUGAAAUUGACGUUGAUGGUAACCACCAAAUUGAGUUCAGUGAAUUUUUGGCCCUAAUGUCUCGUCAGCUCAAAUCCAAUGACUCCGAACAAGAACUCUUAGAAGCUUUCAAAGUAUUCGAUAAGAACGGUGACGGCUUAAUCUCUGCUGCCGAGUUGAAGCACGUUUUGACAUCCAUUGGUGAAAAACUGACUGAUGCAGAAGUAGACGAUAUGUUGAGAGAAGUUAGUGAUGGCUCGGGGGAAAUCAACAUUCAACAAUUUGCUGCCUUGUUAUCUAAAUAG